CUGCGAGACGCGCUCACGCUGUCCACCCGAGAGUGGCGUUCCGCGACAGAGCUGACAGUGCCGGGCUUUUGGAGGCGGACAGCGCGUUCCCCGGCCCCGCGGGGGACAGAGAGCAGCAGCGGCGGUGCGGGAGGAUGCGCGGCCAGCGCGGGGGCCGCCGGUGCUGACGGGCUGCGGACGGCCGGCAAGCUGGUGCUCCACUACCUGCGGCAGGUGGUGUGGGGCUACGCGGAGGGGCAGCGCCUCAGCAGCAGCGGCGGCGACGCGCUCAUGGGCACCGUUCUCAGCUUCAGCCCGCGAGAGCGCCGCCCAGUCUACUCGAGCACCGGUUCGAUAGGCGGGGGCGGCGGCAGCAUGGGCGGCAGCAUGGGCGGCGGCGGCGGCGGCGGCGGCGGGGGCGGCGGCGGUGGAGGCGGCUGCGCCGUCAACAACGCCGGCUCCGUCACCGACUUCACGCUCAACAACUACAGCUACGAGCAGCUCAACAACGCCAAGAACCGCGAGAACAAGGCCGGCGGCGGCAACAACAACGGCGACAACCCGACGCCCAUCGUCGGCUCGCUACCCAACGGCAACGCCAACGCCACCACCAACCACAACCACAUCAACAACAAUGAGAACGCGCGCAUCAUCUCCGAGAAGAACGCCCUCGAGAAGAACUUCAAAAAGCACUCGCUCUUCAUCAACGCGCUCAGCUGGAAGCGGUUCUCCACCACCAACAAUAACAAGAAAAAGCUGGACAAUAAGAACAAGAACUUGACAGCUUUCCGGCAACCGCUGGUGGACAAUAUCCACCCGCUGGUGGUGGACAAGAACAAGAACCUCCAGAAGGCGGCGGGCAUCACCUGCUACUACAACCCUCCGGUGAAGACGCUGAGCGAAGGCAGCAGCCUGCAGCCGCGGCCGUCGCUCACCACGACGACCAGCACGGGCACGAGCACCGCGGCGGACGCCGUGCGCGCCAACAACGUCAACAACAACAGCCAGCAGGUGUGCGAGAAGCUGGGCCCCAAGGCGGCGCUGCUCGGCGGGUCGGCGGCGCCAGCGCCACAGCCUCCCGGGCCGCCGCACCACCACCACCACAGCCACCACCAACACCACCACCACCAGCACCAGCCCGUCCCAAAGAAGACGGUCAUCCAGGCCUCCACGUCGGAGCUGCUCAAGUGCCUGGGCAUCUACCUGCACAACAAGUGCUACCGGCUCAAGGACUUCCAGGCUGGCGACGCCGUGAUGUGGCUGCGAACCGUGGACCGCAGCCUCCUGCUGCAGGGAUGGCAGGACGUGGCGUUCAUCAACCCGGCCAACGUGGUGUUCGUGUACAUGCUGGUGCGUGACCUGGUGACGGAGGAGAACCUGUCGUGCGAGCACGAACUGCAGGCGGUCGUGCUCACGUGCCUCUACCUCUCCUACUCGUACAUGGGCAACGAGAUCAGCUACCCGCUCAAGCCGUUCCUCGUCGAGGACGACAAGGAGCGCUUCUGGGACCGCUGCCUGCUCAUCGUCAACCGGCUCAGCCGCAACAUGCUGCGCAUCAACGCCGAGCCCGGCUUCUUCACCGAGAUCUUCACCGAGCUCAAGGCGUGCGGCGCACAGGUCCAACAACAGCAACAACAGCAGCAACAACUGCAAGAACCUACACCACCACCACCACCCCCUCCACCACCUCCACCACCCCCUGCCCUCAGUGCAUCGGUAGUGCAACUGCAAAAGCAGCAGCAGCAACAGCAACAACAGCAGCAGCAGCAGCAGCAACAACAACAACAACAACAAAAGCAGCACCACCACCACCAGCAACAGCAGCAGUCAAAGCAAUGCCAACAACAGCAGCAUCCAGAGGGUGGGGGCCCAGUGGCACUGCCUGCGACUGCUUGACCUCCCACUGGUGGCCAGGGUCCCCAGCAGAGUGUCGUGUUGGUACGCCUGGCGCGCAGCCACUACGUCACUACACUGUGACCUGCGGCAGCCCCCGCUCUCCUCCCGCGCGGGGGCACGGCCCUCUAGCGGCACACGGAGGAGCUCCCUCCAAAACAGCCAACCAGCGGAAAACAGGCCUUUUGUCAACAAUUGCCGCUGAUCCGUCGAUAUACUGAAAUUUAUCUCAAGUAUACAAAUGCGUGUGCCACUCUUUAACAUCAGAAAUUGGGGAAAGUUGCUUUCUUUGCAGGUCACAACUUUUGAAGGUGGACAUUCUCAUACACUGAACAGAAUAGUUCCCCUCUGUCCCUUACGUAUCUCAAUCUGUGUAUUGCAUCAUAGCAGCUCUCUUCAGUGCAUACAUACUGUGCUAGUGAUGGCCUUAAAUUUUCAUUUUUCAGAAACAGAUCUGAUAAUAUGUGUGAAGUUAAUAGCCAAACUUCCAAGUUUCUUUUCAAUCCAACAUUAUUUGCUACCUAAUGUUUUGAACAAAUUGUGCAUGUCUUCAUUACGCUUUUUCCUCUGUAAAAGUCAGAUUACAAUUGUGUAAUUGUUCCCUCAAAGUGAUAGUAAUACCAGUCUUGUUUCAGUGGAUUUUCUGAUCCAGGUAUUCAUACAGCGUGUAAACUUAUUGUUUUCUAAAUAUUCUUCCACAAAACAAUUAUCUGCAGAGAUUACAACUUUCCUCACCUGUGGAGACUGUGGUUUUAAGUUCAUUGAUCUGUGAUGUUCCUGAUGGGUUUGGAAGGAAAUUAACAAAAACAUUCAAUGUUUAUAAGGCACAGAAGAAGUUGGUCUUUCUAAUUUAUUCUGUCCCUGCCAAGUGUUAUUAAAAAUCUGACACAGUGUUCAGUUGGUAUUUCCUUUUUGAGAAGCUUUUGCUGGACCUGAGGUGACUGUAUUAUGUGGAGGAUUAAUAUGUAAAAAAGUUUGAAAAGAUAUGGGGAUAAAUAGAACUUUAUUUUGAACCACCUAUAAGUGAGAAACAUUUCCAUUCACAGUACAAAAGUCCCUCAUGUGAUUCAGCAUAAUACUAGAGAUUUCUAUACCAGUUAUUGUUUACUGCUUUGUUUCCUAUGGUUCCAGAAUAUUGUUGCCGAAAUACUCAGGUAUAUUCAUGUUGACAUUAUAUGCGUUUCUCAUCUUCUUCAGGUACUUUGUUCUGGAAGUAGUGUCACAGAUGAAUGAGGUCAUUAUGCCUGCCACUGAACAUUACACCAGCCAGCCAACUUCACCGCUAAAAAAAAGUGAUGUGUUGAUUCCUAUUAUGUCAUGUGUACAGCACUCAAAAUUUUAAAACUGAAGCUGUACAGCUACAUGAAUCAUUCCAUGUGUUCCAUAUGAUGGCAUGAAAGUUGUAAAAUUAUUCAUCCUUUUAAAUGUAAAACAUUGAUAGGACAGCAGUAAAGCAGCAUUGUUUCAAACAUUUAUAUAUGUUGCAUUUCCCAGGGAAAAGAAAAUGAAAUUUUAUAUGACAAAUAUGUUUCCAGGGAAAUAACAUGGCCAACCAGUAGGACACACUAAAACUUUUUAAAGGCAUGGAUAUCAUCCAUGUGCCUUGUGUAACAAUUCUGAUCAGAUUAAACAACAUCUACAGACAUUAGAUCACAUUAAUAUCACUGUUAUUUUCUAUAUUUGAUGAGAACUCCUUCCAGUCUCAAGAUAUUUCUCUCUACAAAGACUUCAGACUUGUAGCUAAUGAAUAGGAAAUUCAUUACAAUAGUGCAGGGUGAACUGAGUGAUUGUUGUUUAAAAGAAUUACUACAAACACUCAGUCAUAAAUGUAGGAUAUAACAGGGACUAUGCUAAUUCAAAGUAUUCAAUUUACAUAAUGUAGUGUAACUACAUUGUGCCCACAUAUCCCUUAAGGGUUAAUGCAGGAACCCUUCUGGAAUGGACUUAAGUGGGCUUGUUGUUGAAUAUUUAACUAAAGUAAAGUAGAGGUAAAUUAAGUUAGUCAUAUAUAAGUAAUAUAUUAAAAGCCUGUAAAAAUUAUUUGCUUGUUUGCCCUUCAAGUUUAAGUGCUUUAGAAUAAUGUAUGUGAAUUAGAUUUUAAGUCUCUUAACAGAAAGAUUAUAUACAAGUAGUUCUUCCAAUACAGUCUACUUCAGUUUUAUGAUUUAGACCUAUGUGUCUCUCACGUCUAAUACUGCUGUGAGGAGCAUUCUAAUGAAAGAGUAAUUUAUUCAUUUGAUCCAUAAUUUUAAUAUUUGCAAAGAAAUUGUGUUUAAUUCUAUUGUUAACCAUUGCUGACAAAACAUAAAACAGUUCAGCAAGGCAAUACAAUUUUUCAUCAAAAACUUUAUGACUGAAUUUUCAGGUAUUACUGUGCAAAAAGUGAUAACAUUAUAAUAGCAAAGGUGUACAUUGUGCUACUCAUUCCUUUUCAGGACUUCACAUUAUUGAGCAUACAAUGUGAAUAUUAAGAAAUAUGCUGUUUCAACAAAAGACAGUGGAAAAUUACACCGUGCAAACUUCCUUUAAUAAUUUCACACAUGAGAGCUGAAUGUAAAAAUUUGUUUGUUGGUGCCGAAGAAGUGAAAGUUAGAGAGGUUGAUGGCUAAUGCUGAAUACCUUACUAUUUCAAAAAAUCAGGUGUAGAAUUCAGGGUAUCUGAUUAUAAACAAUUAAGUGAAUGUACCAUAAGUGCAUAAAAAGGCAGUGAACCAUGUUUGUGGACAUGCCAUUGUAACACGUGUCUUCUUUAAACCUACUUGUUCAAGAAAACUUGUAAAUGUAUGCAUGGGCUGUGUGAAUGAACUGACUAGCAGGAAUAAUUUAUCAAACCCAGGAGUGACUUAGAUUUUCUCUAUAUAUUGAUUACCUAAGGAUUUUCUCAUAGGUACAUAAAAUUUCGUUGGCUGAUGAGGCAAAUUCUUUUUAUAUGACUUAGAUGUUAUAUGCUUGUUUUGUAUUAUCAGCAGUCACAUUUUCCCAGUUCUCUCUUUAUAUGAAAGCUUGAAAGGAGGAAAACAUUUUUCUUUCACCAAAUGUUAUAUAGCUUAUUUUAAUUGCUGUACUUCACCUGUACUAAUGGAAACUUCAUCCUUUUUAGACUGUUUGCAGGUGUAGCAAGUGACUUCCUGAUAUGUUUUUUUUUCUAUGUUAUUUAUUACACCAAUCUGCCUGGUACUGUUCAUCUUAUUUGUCUGCUUUUGUUUGCUCCUUCUGUACUACUUACACCUUUUAAAACAUUAGUAGCAUUUUCAUCACUGUCUUUUAGAAUUUUUUUUUUUCCUGCCUGAUUUCCAGUCUGUGUGAAAUAUAUGCAGUGAGUCAGAUGUUUUCAUUUUCCAUCCCUUCAUAAUUUCUUCCAAUAACUUAAGUUCAGUUUUCCACUUAGUUAAUAAGAACACUCCAUUACUCACAUGAAGUGCUAAAGAAGCACCAUCCAAAAUUUCUGCCUUACAGCUUCAUUCCUAUUUACUGCAACAACACAACUGUACUCAGAUUAAAAUUACUCUGUGACUGAUGUUUCAGCAAGUCGAGUGGCAGAGGCUACCCGCCAAUCAAUUUUAGUUCCCUCUUGAGUGCCACAUGCUUGCUGUGUUGCUUAUUUUGUAGGUACAUGUAGUGCCUUGUGAAGUUUGGCAGGCUGCAUGCCAGCAACAUUUCCCCUUGACACUUCAAACUGUCAAUCACAAAGUAAUUUUAAUUGGAGUAUACACAGUUUCUGAUAGUACAAUUCCCUAAGUGACCUUACUCACUGUUAGGCUUUAUUUAUUUUAAAAUUCAUACAAUUUAAUCAGUUUAGAUGUAUUUGUAUGUUAUGGCAGUAAAAUGCAAUGCACACAAUUUUUUUUCAGACUCCUCUGAGAUAAUUUACAACAGAAACUGGAAAAUUUAAUAUGAAAACUAUGGGAGCAACUUAUGAAGCAUUCUCACUGAAAAAAAAACUGUGACUAAGUUAAAAUUAAUUUCUGCAGUUGGGGAUUAACAAUAUUGCAGGGGCAGACACAUGAGUGUAUGUUACAUAUACAAUAGCAAAAUCCUUUACUCAACUGUUUCCCAUCAGACACAAAUGUCUACAUCACUCCUGUUCCAGAAACCUUUAUUUUCUGCUUCCAUCCUUCAUUCAUAAUUGUGUCACAGUAUAAUACUUUGUUUGUUUACACAUUUUCAUAUUUAAUUGGUGUUUCUGAGACAUGUGUAUG
Molecule: messenger RNA, 6071 nt
Organism: Schistocerca cancellata (South American locust)
Lineage: Eukaryota; Metazoa; Arthropoda; Insecta; Orthoptera; Acrididae
Gene: Cdk5alpha
Product: cyclin-dependent kinase 5 activator 2
Exons: 3
Coding region: 271-1875 (534 amino acids)
Biological process (GO): activation of protein kinase activity; positive regulation of cyclin-dependent protein serine/threonine kinase activity
Cellular component (GO): protein kinase 5 complex; cytoplasm
Molecular function (GO): protein kinase binding; cyclin-dependent protein serine/threonine kinase activator activity
Source: RefSeq, a predicted model, not a curated record